GCCAGAGCUGCCGCAAAGCCCCCAUCCUCCAGGGCUUUUUAAAGCUCGUGCUUGCUUCACGCUCCAACGAUAUCAUCCAACUGACGGAGCUGCGCGGCGCCACAUCCACUACCGCCGUGGGAGCGAACACAAAUCAUUAGGAGGCCAUAACGGCAAAUAAAUCAACGGAAACGAGCUGCGGGUCAGAGAGUUUAACCCCGAAUCUGCCGAAGAAGAAGAGAGGAGGGGGGGUCGUCGAAGCUCUGAGUCUUUUGAAGAAAUGUGAGCACAACGGCGGGUUUUUUUUCUUCUUCUUCGGUUAGCCUGAUGCGGCGGGGACUGCAGCCGACUCGCUCGGUCCAGCCGCGUUGAUGCCGCAGCGGCCGGCUGUCGUGCUCCAUAUCCACCGCCACCGGACCGGGGAAGACAAAAGGUGAAGCAGGCUCCGCUCCGGACCGACACACUGCAUCCGCUUCGGGCUUCAGUAGUGUCCCUGUGAGGAAUCAGGUUAAAGAGUGACGUGACAGUGAGCAGCUGCGUCAGGAUGGCGGCCGUGGUGAACUAUUCUCCUCCGUGGUGGGUGAAUCUGCUCCACCGGUUGCCUCACUUCAACUUAGAAUUUCAAAUGGUGAGCAGCGACUUCAGACCCGAGGACUCGGAGUAUCAGAAGUCUGUUUUGCUCAUUGGCUCUGUGGCUUUGGUGUGCUUGGGCCUGGACCUCCUUUUCCUCCUCAUCUACUCCUUCUGGCUUUGCUGCCGAAGAUGCAAACGUGACGAGUCCUCACGCUCCCAUACACACUCCCAGCAGCCGAGUGCCGACUGCUGUUGCACUGCUUGGUGUGUCAUCAUCGCCACGCUCGUUUGCAGCGCUGGCAUUGCUGUAGGAUUCUACGGAAACGGGGAGUCCAGCGAUGGAGCCAAUCGACUGGCAUACUCCCUUCGUCAUGCCAACCGCACUAUAUCUGGGGUGGAGAAACUGGUGUCGGACAACGCCCAAGCCUUAAACCAGACUGUGGAGGAGAGCUUGGUCCAGUUAGAGACCACCUUCCAGGAACAGACAGACUUUGUGGCCAUCGUCCAAAAGCUGCAGGGACAACUGGAUGAGCUGGUGAGACUGAUGGUCGAUGUUCCCUUCUGGUCCAACACCGAUAUCUCCCUGGAAGACUUGGCCCAAAAAACAGAGGCGUUUGAUUUUUACAGAUGGUUGGGGUAUCUCAGCCUGCUGCUGUUUGAUGUCCUCAUUUGUCUUCUGGUGCUCUUUGGUCUCAUACGAAACUCUCGGGGCACUCUGAUUGGCGUGUGUCUGCUCGGCGUUUUGACUCUGAUAAUCAGUUGGGGUUCUCUGGGCCUGGAACUGGCUGUCGCUGCUUCUGCCAGCGACUUCUGUGUUUCCCCGGAUACUUACAUCACCAGCGCAACCAAAGAAAACGCUGUCAUCAACCAAGAUAUCCUGCAGUAUUACCUGAGGUGCAGCUCUGGACAAGUCAAUCCCUUUCAGCAGAGGCUGUCAGGGAGUCACAAAGCAUUGGUGGAGAUGCAGGAUGAUGUGGCAGAGCUACUGAGAUCAGCAACACGUGACUAUGCCAGUGCCAAGGAGAGUCUUGAGCAAAUCCAGUCUGUGUUGAACUCCACUGAGGUUGGUCUUCACCAGCUGACAGCUCUCGUUGAUUGCCGCAGCCUACACAUGGACUACGUCCAAGCAUUGACUGGGCUGUGCUAUGACGGAGUGGAGGGUCUCAUCUACCUGGUCCUCUUCUCCUUCGUCACUGCUCUGAUGUUCUCUUCUAUCGUGUGCAGUGUGCCACAUACUUGGCCAAGGAAGAGGACGGAUGAGGAGGAUGGCGAAGACGAGUCGGGCGCCUCACGUGGCGGUGCGCACGAUAACCUGUACCGCGUUCACAUGCCCAGUCUCUACAGCUGUGGCUCCAGCUAUGGUAGCGAAGCUAGCCUGCCAGCUACAGCCCACACUGUCAGCAAUGCCCCCGUCACUGAAUACAUGAGCCAGAAUGCAAACUUUCAGAACCCUCGGUGUGAGAACACCCCCCUGAUUGGCAGGGAGUCCCCUCCACCCUCUUACACCUCCAGUAUGAGAGCAAAGUACCUGGCCACCAACCGACCGGAGCAGAAUCGCCGCUCCGUUCCCAACGACCAACUGGAUCCUGCCAGCCGGCCUCACCCCGCUGCCCGACCUCAGUCCUCGGUCCACUAGAGACCACUUCAAUUCGGCACUGCCUCAGUCCUGUUCUCACAGCCAAACGCCAGACCCAACUCAGCGCUCAUGCCAGAGCUCAACUAAGUGCAUUUAGGAGCACACUUCAUCAAAGAUGAACUUCAUCACCAUUUCUUCAUGAAACAAUGGAACUCAUCAACCAACGCGAAUGACUGCACUUUGAAAUUCAGCUCUGACUUCUCACCUACAGUUCAUCCUAGAGGAAGAUAAUCAUCCUUUAAGGUCACUAUUCCUACUUCUUUUAAUGUCUUCACUCAGCUGUUCAUUCCACUACCCACAAUGCAUCGCAACAAGAGAGCCUCCACAAUUUAAGCUUCUGUUUGUCAGAUAUUUCCCUCCCCGCUUUGUACGCUGACAUUCCAGUACUUAUCAGUAUUCGACUCAGUCUCUUUUACAUUCAGACCACACACACACUCGCCUGCUGUACAGAGCUGUAAAUAGUCAACAUGUGCUUUAUUCUGAUUUAAUUAAAAAUAGCCUGUCGAAUCCUCACUGGUUACGUGAUGUGCUGUGUGUUUAAUAUAAAACUUUCUCGACGUUUCUCUUGUACGAACACACAGACACCAACUGGCGGACAAACAAACUGAACUCUCACGCUUACAACAAAACAAACCAGUGAGUCAGAAAGCCAUGUUUAGAUAGGAACUGAUACGAACUGUGCCACCACGUUCACAUUUACAAGACUUGAAUUGUGAGAUUUAAAAAAAAAAAAAAAAAAAAA
Nematolebias whitei (Rio pearlfish) is the source of this 2930-nucleotide messenger RNA. Its product is annotated as protein tweety homolog 3. The coding region runs from base 524 to 2188 and encodes 554 amino acids. Gene Ontology annotation, molecular function: volume-sensitive chloride channel activity; intracellularly calcium-gated chloride channel activity. Gene Ontology annotation, cellular component: plasma membrane. The record is from RefSeq and is a predicted model, not a curated record. The transcript is spliced from 15 exons. NCBI's taxonomy places the organism in Eukaryota, Metazoa, Chordata, Actinopteri, Cyprinodontiformes, Rivulidae.